Messenger RNA from Gadus morhua (Atlantic cod), 334 nucleotides. RefSeq names its product 40S ribosomal protein S11. Gene Ontology annotation, cellular component: cytosolic small ribosomal subunit; ribosome. The transcript is spliced from 2 exons. Gene Ontology annotation, molecular function: structural constituent of ribosome. The record is from RefSeq and is a predicted model, not a curated record. The coding region runs from base 34 to 273 and encodes 79 amino acids. Lineage: Eukaryota; Metazoa; Chordata; Actinopteri; Gadiformes; Gadidae. Gene Ontology annotation, biological process: translation.
GAGUUAAUGUAACCUGCAGGCGUGGUGAUCAAGAUGAAGAUGCAGAGGACCAUCGUCAUCAGACGUGACUACCUGCAUUACAUUCGGAAGUACAACCGUUUUGAGAAGAGGCACAAGAACAUGUCGGUCCAUCUCUCUCCCGCUUUCAGGGAUGUCAGAGUUGGCGACAUCGUGAUAGUUGGAGAGUGCAGACCCCUCAGCAAGACCGUGAGGUUCAAUGUCCUCAAGGUGACCAAGGCUGCUGGAGCCAAGAAGCAGUUCCAGAAGUUCUAGGUGCAUGGAAGUGGCAAUUUGAUUUGUUACAGUCAAGAAUAAACAAUGUUCUACUAACAUG